GAUGCCAUCUAGUCUACGCCUCAGCCAUUGUAUUUCGCCGUUGUCUCUAUUCAGUGGUGUGCUGUAACUCAGUAAUUUCGUCGAUUUUAAUAAACGCAGAUUGUAGACAUCCAGCUGAAUUUAUCAAAACCUAGUCUGCACACGGAUUGCAAGAAGAUAUUUAGAAAAAUAAUAAGAUUUUUUUGGGCUCACGCGAUAUUAAAAUUAGCAGCUAGCUACCUUUUUUGUUUAUUUCCCCAAAAAACCUUUGUUAUUAAACCAAUAGGCAUUUCUCCACGGAUCCGGUUUCUAUUUAGAUGGCAAGCUUCCCAGGUUCUGUAAAUGAAAAUGAAAUAGGUAAGGCUAAGUUCAUCGGUGAACUUUUAGUGCCUGUUGCUCCCUUUGACCAGAAGUCUGGGCGAGAGACCUGGACUGUAGCCUUUGCACCUGAUGGUUCUUACUUCGCUUGGUCUCAAGGGCAUCGCAUCGUGAGGCUCGUUCCCUGGUCAAAAUGCCUGAAGAAUUUUGGUGGGGAAGGCUCCAACAGAGCAGGCACUCGGCGUUUGUCGCGGCAGGACAGCGAGGGUGGAACAGUGGUGCCAGUGGGUGAGCCCAGGGAGCACACCAUCGACUGCGGUGACAUCGUGUGGGGCCUGGCCUUUGGCUCGUCAGUGCCAGAGAAGCAGAGUCGCUGCGUCAACAUCGAGUGGCACCGCUUCAAGUUCGGUCAGGACCAGCUGCUGCUUGCCACGGGCCUCAACAACGGACGCAUCAAGAUCUGGGACGUCUAUACUGGAAAGCUGUUGCUCAAUCUCAUGGACCAUACAGAUAUAGUGCGAGACCUGACUUUCGCCCCUGACGGCAGCCUCAUGCUGGUAUCGGCAUCCAGAGACAAAACCCUGAGGGUCUGGGACCUGAAAGAUGACGGUAACAUGGUGAAAGUGUUGCGGAGUCAUCAGAACUGGGUCUAUUGCAGCGCAUUCUCACCAGACUCCUCAGUCCUCUGCUCUGUUGGAGCCGGUAAAUCUGUGUUCCUUUGGGAUAUGGAUAAAUAUUCCCUGAUCCGGAAGCUGGAGGGUCACCAUAACGAUGUGGUGUCCUGUGAGUUCUCUCCCGACGGAGCCUUGCUCGCCACCGCCUCCUACGACACCCGUGUCAUCAUCUGGGACCCCCACAUGGGCACUGUGCUGCUUGAGCUAGCGCACCUCUUUCCCCCCCCCUCGCCCAUCUUUGCUGGAGGGGCCAACGAUCGCUGGGUACGCUCUGUAGCGUUCUGUCACGACGGGCGUCACAUUGCCAGCAUCACUGACGACCGAAUGGUGCGUUUCUGGACAAUUGAUGAGACGUCUCCCCAGGCCAUCGCCCCCCUCACUAACGGUCUCUGCUGUGCGUUCUCUACUGACGGGAGUUUCCUAGCAGCUGGGUCUCGAGACGGCAGCGUGCAUUUCUGGGCGUGCCCAAAGAGCAUUGCCAGCCUGCAGCACCUAUGUCGCAUGGCACUACGACGGGUCAUGUCCACCCAGCAGGUGCAGACGCUGCCUAUCCCGCCCCGCAUAAGCUCCUACCUGUCUUACCAAGAUCUCUAGCCCUCCACAUUCACCCUCACUGCCCAACACCGCAUGCUGGAAACCAAUUAAUAUUACCUUCCUAGAAAAAACACCCAGGAAAAAUACCAAAAAAAUUACCGAAGAGGAAAAACUUGACUGACAAACUGUUCUGUGACAAGACACAUUUUUGGGUAUUUAUUUUUGUAGGUUUACUUCCGUGUGUGCGUGCCAUGGCCCCCAUCAGGGAGCGUGGUUGAAUGGUUAAGUUAUUUCAGUGGCCUGUCUCUCAGCGUAAGAUGGCCUUACCAUAUGUCACCUCUGGAUAAUUCUACAUUAUUCCUCCAAUAGACUUUUUUGCUGCUGAUCAUUGGCCUGGUGGUGGUGGAAUCAAUAUUGAUGUGCUGUCUCUCAACCUUCUCCGACUUGGAAGCAGAGAAACCAUGCAACUCCACUGACUUUACUGUACGGACUACUAAGGUUGCAAAAUUCUGGGAACUUUCAAUAAAUUCCCUGGUUAUCCGAAAAUCCAGUUUGGAGGAAAUGUGGAAUCCGGAGGGAAUAAGGAGGAAAUCCGGAAUCCUCCAACCAGGAUUUUGCAAGUCUACUAACGACUGAGUGAGAGAUGGAGGGUUCGUCCCAACGCUUUCAGUGCUUCAGAGACGGGCAUGAAGGGUCGAGAAGUGUUUAUGGCCACAUGUACAAGUGUGUGUUUGUGUGGAAGCCAGGGGAGUCAAACUCAUUUUGCCACAUGGGUCUUCGCCGAGGUCUGCAGGGCUGCAAGUACAAUUGAUUAUAUUUCUUCUGUCAGAAUGUGUUUUUUUUUAAAAAUACCUCUUUCCAUCGCUUUUGGACUUUUCGAUUCUCCUUGACUGUCUAGCUUUCAUUUCGAUUGCCUUUUAGAAAGCUGGACUGAGUGAGGUUACACCGUUUUGAUUUGGUUUUGGUAAUUUCAAUAUCAAUUGAGAUUGUUUUCCAUUUAAAGCAAAAAACUAAAUCUAAAAGUUAAUUUGAAAAUGGUGUAAGUGAAUGACUGCUGACCUUCUGCUGCAACGGGCUGCUGGAUCCCUCCCUCAGUUUUCUGCUACCCUAGAUCUCCUCAGGUCUUAACCCUUACUCCCUCGCUUGCCCAGGUGCUCAACGUGCUUUCCUUUCCACACAUCCUGCCUCACUCACGCCCAGGAGGGCAAAGACUGCCUGUAGCCUACACUGUCUCAUCUCAGUCUCAAAACAAUAGCAACUCAUGGUCUGACCUGUUUCGUUCUCAUUUAUUACCUGGGGGGAAAAAAAUCUGUAUAGACGAUUGAUUGAUUGUGUGUGUGUGUGUACAGUGGCUUGUGAAAGUAUUCACCCCCUUGGCAUUUUCCCUAUUUUGUUGCCUUGCCCAAAAAUACAUUUUAAUUCAAGGUUGUAUUUAUCAUUUGAUUUACACAACAUGCCUACCACUUUGAAGAUGCUAAAUGUGUUUUAUUGUGAAACACACCAGCAAUAAGACAAACAGAACUCGAGCGUGCAUUAUGCCCCCAAAGUCAAUACUUUGUAGAGUCACCUUUUGCUGCAAUUACAGCUGCAAGUCUCUUGGGGUAUGUCUCUAUAAGCUUGGCACAUCUAACCACUGGGAUUGUUGCCCAUUUAAGGCUAAACUGCUCAAGCUCCUUCAAGUUGGAUGGGUUCCACUGGUGUACAGCAAUCUUUAAGUCAUACCACAGAUUCUCAAUUAGAUUGAGGUCUUGACAAGGCCAUCCCAAGACAUUUAAAUGUUUCCUCUUAAACCACUGAAGUGUCGCUUAAGCCGUAUGCUUAGGGUCAUUGUUCUCCUGGAAGGUGAACCUCCGUCCCAGUCUCAAAUCUCUGGAAGACUAAAACCGCUUUCCCUCAAGAAUUCCCCUGUAUUUAGCGCCAUCUGUCAUUCCUUCAAU
Molecule: messenger RNA, 3442 nt
Organism: Oncorhynchus gorbuscha (pink salmon)
Lineage: Eukaryota; Metazoa; Chordata; Actinopteri; Salmoniformes; Salmonidae
Product: WD repeat and SOCS box-containing protein 1-like
Exons: 9
Coding region: 297-1565 (422 amino acids)
Biological process (GO): intracellular signal transduction
Molecular function (GO): protein binding
Source: RefSeq, a predicted model, not a curated record